Fraxinus pennsylvanica is the source of this 1308-nucleotide messenger RNA. Lineage: Eukaryota; Viridiplantae; Streptophyta; Magnoliopsida; Lamiales; Oleaceae. The record is from the annotation of a GenBank genome assembly.
AUGCAUCGGUCUUCCUCGUUUCCAUUAAUAUUGGUUUUACUGAUAAUUGUAGAGCUGAGUGCAAGCGUGAAUGCAUUGUAUGGGCCAUCAUCCCCAGUUGUUCAGUUGAAUCCCUCCAACUUCAAGGCCAAGGUACUGAAUUCAAAUGGUGUUGUUUUAGUUGAGUUUUUUGCACCUUGGUGUGGCCAUUGUAAAGCAUUGACGCCUACAUGGGAGAAGGCAGCCAAUGUCUUGAAAGGCGUUGCUACUGUGGCAGCUCUUGAUGCUGAUGCUCACCAGUCACUUGCUCAGGAAUAUGGCAUUCGAGGCUUUCCUACCAUUAAAGUCUUUGCACCUGGGAAACCGCCAGUAGAUUACCAAGGAGCUAGGGAAAUCAAGCCUAUAGCUGAAUUUGCACUGCAACAGAUUAAAGCACUUCUGAAGGAACGUUUGAAUGGAAAGGCAACAGGAGGAUCGAGUGGGAAGUCAGAACCUAAUGCUUCAAUAGAAUUGAACUCAAGUAAUUUUGAUGAAUUGGUAACUAAAAGCAAAGAACUCUGGAUCGUAGAGUUCUUUGCACCUUGGUGUGGACACUGCAAGAAGCUUGCUCCCGAGUGGAAGAAAGCAGCUAAUAAUCUCAAUGGCAAGGUGAAGUUGGGUCAUGUAGACUGUGAUGCAGACAAAUCUCUAAUGAGCAGGUUUAACGUGGAAGGAUUUCCCACUAUCUUGGUUUUUGGGGCAGACAAAGACCACCCAAUCCCCUAUGAAGGCGCAAGAUCAGCCUCCGGUAUUGAGUCGUUUGCCUUGGAGCAGCUGGAAACAAAUGUUUCCCCUCCUGAAGUGAUUGAGUUGACUAGCCCUGAUAUUUUGGAAGAGAGGUGUGGUUCAGCAGCCAUAUGUUUUGUUGCCUUCCUUCCUGACAUUUUGGACUCCAAGGCAGAAGGCAGGAAUAAGUACCUCGAACUUCUGUUAUCAGUUGCAGAGAAAUUCAAGAGGAGCCCUUACAGUUAUGUGUGGGCAGCUGCAGGUAAUCAGCCAGAUCUUGAGAAGCAUCUCGGAGUUGGUGGCUAUGGGUAUCCUGCCUUGGUAGCCCUAAAUCUGAAGAAGAAGUUAUAUGCUCCACUUAAGAGUGCAUUUGAGCGCGAUCAGAUUAUAGAAUUUGUGAAAGAAGCUGGACUCGGUGGGAAAGGUAAUCUGCCUAUGGCUGACACCCCUGUUAUUACGAAGACUGAACCCUGGGAUGGUAAAGAUGGACAAAUCAUUGAAGAAGAUGAGUUCUCACUUGAAGAACUUAUGGGGGAUGACACUGGAGGCAAGGAUGAAUUAUAG